AUGGCCGCCGAGAGCGAGGCCGAGUACCUCAAAUGGACCAAAGACAGCUUGGUCAAGCGCGUACAGUGGCUCGAGGCGCAGCUGAUGAAGCAGCCCUCAACAGCGCCAGCGACGGCGAGUGCGAGUGCGACUACUGGAGCUUCAAAACCCGCGGCAAGACCACCACUUCCCUCCGAUAAUUGGAAGCUAAAAAAGAAAAGCAAAGCCGACAAGAUGCUCGACCCUUCAAAGUACUCGACCCGCCUCGUUGCCAUCAAGCUGUCGUACCUUGGCAAGAGCUACAAUGGCUUCGAGUUCCAGACGUCGGCCUCGGUGCCGUCCAUCGAGGAGGAGCUCUGGAAGGCCAUGGUCAAGAGCUGUCUCAUCUCGCCCGAAAACCCCGACAAGGUUGACUUUGCCCCCUUUGAGUAUUCCAAGUGCGGUCGCACCGACAGGGGUGUGAGCGCCUUUGGCCAGGUCAUCAGCAUCAGGCUACGCAGUUCGCGGCCGCUGCCCGAGACGGAGCAGGAUGAGCUUGUUGUCGCGGAACCGGGCCCAGACGGUAAAGGAGCGGCGGCGGGCGACGCAGAGAUAGUCGACGCGGCAGCAGCGGCUGCGGGCGAGUCUGGAGUGCCGCCGAGCGAGGAAGCGGUUGUUGUGCCCAAGCCCGAGUGGGAUCCCAUCGCCGACGAGAUCCAAUAUUGCAAGGUGCUGAACCGGCUCCUGCCUCCAGACAUCCGCGCGCUGGCGUGGGCGCCGACGCUGCCCGAAGACUUCUCGGCUCGGUUCUCCUGCCGGGAGCGCCAGUACCGGUACUACUUCACCCAGCCGUGCUAUCUCCCGACACCUUGCGACCCGAAAGCGGUGCCAGGGCCCCCAAAGACGGCCAUGAAGGACGGCUGGCUGGACAUUGAGGCGAUGCGGGCAGCCGCCAGGAAGUUUGAAGGGCUGCACGACUUCCGCAACUUCUGUAAGGUCGACGCCGGGAAGCAGAUUACCAACUUCAUGCGGCGCGUCUUCGAGGCCGACAUUGUCGAGGUUCCCGACGUCGGCUCCGCCUUGCCAUUCUUGGACCAGCGCGGCUUCAAGCCCGACGUCCUCCGCGGGGGCGGGGACAAUGUCACUGGAAACGUAGUGUACCCCAAGGUCUACUACUUCCACGUCCGCGCGUCAGCCUUCCUCUGGCACCAGAUCCGCCACAUGGUGGCCAUCGUCUUCUGCGUCGGCCAGGGGCUCGAGUCGCCGUCGGUAGUCUCGGAUCUCUUGGACGUGCAAAAGAACCUGCGGAGGCCCGACUACGUGCUUGCCGACGAAGUGCCCCUGGUGCUGUGGGACUGCGUCUUCCCGAACCUCGACCACGUGGUGGCGGACCAGACGGAAUUCACCGACUCGGUCGGCUGGGUGCGGCUGGGCGAGGACAACCCGUACGACCCGCCGGCGUCGGGCGGCCUGGUGGGCCAUCUGUGGUCGGACUGGCGUGAGAAGAAGCUGGACGAGCUCUUGGCCAACCGGCUGCUCGAGUGCGUGGCCGGCAAGUACGACGUGAGCAAGCUCCUGGAGGGUACCCCUGUGAAGGCGUCAACCAGCCAGAAGAUCUUUGCCGGCGGGAACAAGGGCAACCCUUGCGGCAGUUACCUGCCGGUGCUCAAGCGGCCGCUGAUGCUGGCAGUCGAGGACAUCAACGACAAGUGGGCGCAGAGCAAGGGCUUUACCAACUCGGAGGAGCUGUUGAAGACCACCAACUGGCGGACCGCCAUCCGCGAGGCGAAGAGAACCGGCAGCAUAUGGAGCGGCUCCGAUGCGAGGAGCAGGUAG
This is a messenger RNA of Lasiosphaeria miniovina, 1794 nucleotides long. Its product is annotated as pseudouridine synthase. The record is from RefSeq and is a predicted model, not a curated record. The coding region runs from base 1 to 1794 and encodes 597 amino acids. Gene Ontology annotation, cellular component: cytoplasm; nucleus. Gene Ontology annotation, biological process: mRNA pseudouridine synthesis; tRNA pseudouridine synthesis. The transcript has 2 exons. Lineage: Eukaryota; Fungi; Ascomycota; Sordariomycetes; Sordariales; Lasiosphaeriaceae. Gene Ontology annotation, molecular function: RNA binding; pseudouridine synthase activity.